UGGAUAAUUCUGAUCCGACAAAAGAACGUUUUUCUUCAUUUUGGCGUCUCCUCUAUCUUCUCUCCCUCAGCUCUGAGCUUCGAACCAGGGUAUCAAACAAGAGGGUUCUUGCUCCCAGAGGCCCAAAUUACUGCCCUAUCUUUUGGAAUCACAAUUUUUCAGAUGGAUUUUCAUCGGAUCGUCCUCGUCUUCUUCCUUUCCACUACACUCCUCUUCACUUCCCCUGUCACAUCCAACGAUGACGCGAAGGUCGCUCUGGCGCUCUAUUACGAGUCCCUCUGUCCUUACAGUGCCAAUUUCAUUGUUAAUUACCUUGCGAAGAUAUUCGACAACAGCAUAAUCGAUAUCGUCGACCUCGAUCUCAUCCCCUACGGGAACGCCAGGCUCAAGGCCAAUGGUACCAUCACCUGCCAGCAUGGUCCCUAUGAGUGCUUACUGAAUACCAUUGAAGCAUGUGCAAUCACUAGUUGGCCUGAUCUGACUGAACAUUUCAAGUUCAUCUUUUGCGUUGAGAAUUUGGUAGUCAAGCACAAGUACAAGGAGUGGGAAUCUUGCUUCCAGGAAACUGGGCUGAAUUCAGAAGCAGUCUCUGUUUGUUAUUACAGCGGAUAUGGGAAAGAGCUUGAACUAAAAUAUGCUGCACAGACUGAUGCUCUUGAGCCCCCUCAUAAAUAUGUUCCCUGGGUGGUAGUGAAUGGGCAGCCACUCUAUGAAGAUUAUGAGAACUUCGAAGCUUACAUAUGCAAUGCAUAUGAGGGCAACUCACCCCCGAAGGCCUGCGAAGGGCUGACAGGACUUGCAACAAAGAAGAAAGUGGCGAGCUGGGCUCAUCAUGUGAGCCUUGUUGAUGAACUAUUUGGAUCCAAUGAAGUUAAAGCAGAAGCAUGAUAUCUGAAUUCAAUUAUGAUGUACAAACUCAUAAGUUACAUAAGAGACAGCCAAUCUCUCUUACAGCUUGUCAUAAAAUCAGUUCCUGUUUCAUGGUUGUACAAAACUAUAAUCCUCAUAGUUUGCUUUCAUCAAUUGUAGAGCAGCACUAUAGGAAUGCAGUUGGUUUGGGACUGUAGAUUGGGUCACAAAUUGGUUUAUACUUUGUUGCUAGUCGAUAUUGCCGUCGGAAA
This is a messenger RNA of Dendrobium catenatum, 1121 nucleotides long. Its product is annotated as gamma-interferon-responsive lysosomal thiol protein. The record is from RefSeq and is a predicted model, not a curated record. The transcript is spliced from 5 exons. The coding region runs from base 163 to 888 and encodes 241 amino acids. NCBI's taxonomy places the organism in Eukaryota, Viridiplantae, Streptophyta, Magnoliopsida, Asparagales, Orchidaceae. Gene Ontology annotation, molecular function: oxidoreductase activity, acting on a sulfur group of donors, disulfide as acceptor.